AUGGGAUACAAAAUUCUGUGCUUUGGAAUCUUUUGUGUCAUCUUUGCUUAUUAUAUUUAUACACCCAUACCAGAAAACAUUGAAGAAUGCUGGAGAGUGAGGAUGAUAGACGCUGUUGUGAAAACGACUUCACUUGUGGGCACAUUAUUUGAAGAAAUAGGUCUCAUGAAGUAUGAAGACACAUUUUUAACUUUAUCAUCACUUCACCUUUCAAAACCAGUUUCAGAUGAAAACGUAACAGUGAUUGACACAAACUUUAGUGACAUUCCUGUUCGUCUGUACUUGCCAAAAAAGAAGUCUGAAAUAUUGAGACCAGCUAUCAUUUACUUGCAUGGUGGUGCAUUUGUCUUCGGAAGUUGCAAGAUGCAGCCCUAUGAUGAUCUGAACCGAUGGACAGCAAACAAACUUGAUGCUGUUGUUGUGGGAAUAGACUACAGGCUUGCUCCUCAGUAUCCAUUCCCAGCUGCCCUUGAAGACUCUGUUCUUGUGGUCAAGUUCAUUCUCCAGGACAAAAUCCUUGACAAGUAUGGAGUAGAUCCUGCUUGCAUUUGUAUUUCUGGAGACAGUUCUGGGGCUACGUUGGCGGCAGCAGCAACUCAAUUGGUAUGUUGUGUUUCUCUAGAGGUUUGACUAUUCUGCUCUUGGGCUGACAUGCUGUCAACAUGUCUGUUGACAUUACUGCUCCUGUCUGUCAACAGGGUUUCUCCUUGGCUGCUUCUAGUAUUUACAUCUUACUCUAGCAGCUGCACUGGGCACCACAAGUAUACUUCCUUUUACUCUUUGUGUAUCUGACUCUACAUCAGUGAAAUAGCUAAUGAAGUUCUAUGAGGUGGCCUACAAGACAGAUCUAAAAAUAACUCAAGCAUUUACCACAUGGUAUUUGAUAGUCAGAUCAUGUCUUUGCCAGACCACGGCUUUUCUUGGUUGAGGAGACAUUGUUUAGCCAUAUAACUGCAGCACUUUCCUUCCAACAUUUGGGAGGCCAGAAAAUUAAAGAAAGUCUCUUUGUAUCUUUAGAGUUUAAUACUACUCAUAUAUUCCAUGGUAAUAGUUAUAGUCUUCCCCAAAAGUGCAGUGUGACUCCACAAAGGCUGCUAGAAAAGGUAAAAAGCAAAGGUUUGUUAUAGAUCCACUUCUGUGCUCUGCAAUUUCAAAUGCUUCUGGUCAGGUGAGACCUGUUAUCCAUCUACAUGGCCAACAUUGAGACUUGUGAAACUGUUCCUAGGACAGCUCCUAAAUCCUGGACUAACUCAGGCAACAGGAAUUUUUCCAUAAUUGCUAUUUUACAAAAGGCUCUCAGCUGGAGCUCCUGAUCAUCAGAGCUUCUCUGGGAGAUUUGCUAUGUGAUAUUCUGAAAGAGUUUCAAUGCAUUGGUAUCCACUGUUUUAGGUGUCUAAUAAUAAAGAAUAGUGUUAUGAACAUACAGGAUGAAGUACAGACAGAUAUUCCUAUCAUAAAAGUUCAGUAGCUUUAGUACAAUGGGUAUUGAAUGAGGAGACCAAGUGUCUCAGGACUGCAUGGGAAUAAUAACAUUUGGAUCUCAGAUAUUGUUCUUCCCACUCUUUCCCUUUAAGGCUUCAAGUUUAAACAAACAUGUUAUUGUCCUGGCAUUUCUUUCUGCUUCUUUUGAUUGAAACAUGUGGAAAUUUGAAGUACUGCCAAAAGCCAUUAUUCUUGCUCAUUUUUCUAAAAUGUGAAAAAUUUCAUUUAUAAUGUUUUCUACUUUGUAUAAAUGUGUAUACAUAA
This is a messenger RNA of Psammomys obesus (fat sand rat), 1746 nucleotides long. RefSeq names its product arylacetamide deacetylase-like 2. The record is from RefSeq and is a predicted model, not a curated record. Gene Ontology annotation, molecular function: hydrolase activity. Bases 1 to 630 code for a protein of 209 amino acids. The transcript is spliced from 4 exons. NCBI's taxonomy places the organism in Eukaryota, Metazoa, Chordata, Mammalia, Rodentia, Muridae.